ACACGCGAUGCACAGCCUUGCUGAAGAGUGUGUGCAGCAGUUGAAGCAGGGCGAGUCCUUGGAGCAAUGCAAGCAGCUCAAGCACAGGGCGCUGGGUCGCAUGGCGACUGUCUUGCAUGAUCGCAAGUCCUCGCUGGGGUACCUUGAGCAAUUGCGGCAGCAUUUGUCGCGUCUGCCUUCGAUCGACCCCAACACGCGCACGCUGCUUGUGACGGGCUUCCCGAACGUGGGCAAAUCGAGCUUUGUCAACAAGGUGACGCGCGCAGAUGUUGAAGUGCAGCCGUACGUAUUUACAACCAAGUCCCUCUUCGUCGGACACACAGACUACCAGUAUCUUCGCUGGCAGGUGAUUGACACACCGGCCAUUCUUGACCACCCGCUGGAGCAGCGCAACACGAUUGAGAUGCAGGCCAUCACGGCGCUUGCGCAUCUGCGCGCGUGUGUGCUGUAUGUGAUGGACCUGAGCCAGCAGUGCGGCUUCACUGUGGAGCAGCAGUUUUCCCUCUUUGAGAACAUCAAGCCCCUCUUUGCAAAGAAGCCGCUGGCGAUUAUUGUGAACAAGGCUGACACGAUGAAGAUUGAGGAUGCGCCGACGGAGGUGCAGGAGCGGCUGAAGGCGUAUGAGGCCGAGGGCAUCAGCGUGCUGAGCAUGAGCACGCUCACGGGGGAGGGCGUGGCGCAGGUCAAGAACGCAGCCUGCGACAAGCUCAUGACAUACCGUAUGAAGUCGAAGCUUCAAGCUACACCCACGCCACACACAAUCGUUUCCAAACCAAAGACUGCCCCCGCCACAACAACUGCAACAACAGCAACAACCGCUAAUCUCAGCACCAACAACAACCCAAACACUAACAACACCAACAACUACGUGACGUCCACACCCAGCGCGUUCGCUCCGAAAACCGACGAUGCAGAACUCCCACCCUCCUACGCCGCGCCCAGCACAACCGACACCACCACGAGGACCAACAUCGGCACCGACGCUGACGACUCGGCUGCAGUCCGUGGUCCGUCCACGCUGUGCGUCACACUGCACACGCUGCGGGACUGUUUGCGCAUCUCCACGCUGUGCACGCUGGCGGCUGUGGGCAUCCAGCCGCUGUAUCACCACUUUGUGACGGGCGUGUGGCCGUGGUCUCAGCGGGCGUGGUUCGUGGCAUCGACGAUGGCGGUGCACGAGGUGAUGUACUACGGCGUCAACUCGGCCUUCCUGCUCAUGGACCGCUUUGGCAUCUGCAGCAAGCACAAGAUUGACCGAGGCAGCACGCCAGAGCCAUCGCGCGCACUCAUUGCCAAGACGCUGCGCAAGAGUGCUGUGUCGCACUGGGUCAUCCAGCCCAUCUCGCUGUACGCGCUGUUUCCGCUCUUCCUGCGUAUGGGCAUGGAUGUUGCGGGCCCGCCGGCAGCAGGGGCGCUUGUGCCGAUGAUGUGUCGGUUUGGCUUCAGCGUGCUUGUCAACGACGCCUUGUUCUACUGGACGCACCGCCUCCUGCACAUGCCGCAGCUGUACGCCCGCUUCCACAAGCAGCACCACGAAUACAAAGCCACCACGGGCUUUGCUGCGGAAUACGCGAGCCCCCUGGAGCAGCUACUCAGCAACCAGCUGCCUGUGGUUGUCGGCCCUCUGCUGUGCCGUAUGACCACAACAGAGUGGCUUGUCUUCCUCGUCUGGCGUCUCUGGCGCACAUAUGAAGACCACAGCGGGUACGACUUUCACAACACGUUCCUGGGCCGCCUCGGCUUGUCGCACGGCUACAGUGCCAUCUACCACGAUUUUCAUCACUCACACAACCUCGGGAACUUCGGAGGACCCGCCAAUGCGUUCUGGGAUCACAUUGGCGGCACACAGGACGCGUACUUGCGGUACAUUCGUCGAAACAACAUCCCAUCCUACCACACCCCAUACCUCUUUUGAUCCCCAACGCGUGCACACACACACACACACACACACACACACACACACACACACACACACACACACACACACACAUUCAAACACAUUCACGUGUGCUUCCAUCGUGUCAGCUCUUGCUUGUGUUAAAUUCUCCCCUGCCUCUGCUUCGCGCUCGUGGGUGUUGUCACCUGACCGACAUGACAGCAGUUCGUUCUUUCAGUUACCAGUGCGCUACAGCCCUCGCUGCCUCAUUCGCGUCAUUGUGCCUCCUCUCGCGUGCUUGUCUUGAGUGUUGCUCUGUAUGUUACAUUGCUUGCUGGAAUGCGUUGCUUAAUCGCCGCUGAUACGUGCAAACCAAGCUGGUCACCAAAAUACACACGCUGAACAAGAACA
Molecule: messenger RNA, 2287 nt
Organism: Salpingoeca rosetta
Lineage: Eukaryota; Choanoflagellata; Craspedida; Salpingoecidae
Product: GTP binding protein 4
Exons: 7
Coding region: 8-1915 (635 amino acids)
Biological process (GO): lipid biosynthetic process; ribosomal large subunit biogenesis
Cellular component (GO): nucleolus
Molecular function (GO): GTPase activity; GTP binding; oxidoreductase activity
Source: RefSeq, a predicted model, not a curated record